Messenger RNA from Cygnus olor (mute swan), 4044 nucleotides. It is a transcript of the gene CDC25A, whose product is annotated as cell division cycle 25A. Gene Ontology annotation, biological process: positive regulation of G2/M transition of mitotic cell cycle; G2/M transition of mitotic cell cycle; positive regulation of G2/MI transition of meiotic cell cycle. Gene Ontology annotation, cellular component: cytoplasm; nucleus. The coding region runs from base 80 to 1666 and encodes 528 amino acids. The transcript has 16 exons. Gene Ontology annotation, molecular function: protein tyrosine phosphatase activity. NCBI's taxonomy places the organism in Eukaryota, Metazoa, Chordata, Aves, Anseriformes, Anatidae. The record is from RefSeq and is a predicted model, not a curated record.
CGGCCUCGCGAUUGGCGGCGGGAGCUUUGGCGCCAGCUUCGGGGCGGGCGGCGGCGCUGACAGGAGGCCGGGAGGGACGAUGGAGGCCGCGCCGGGCGGCUCCUACCGCCGCCGCCUCCUGCUGCUCUCGCCGGCCUCCCCCGCCGCCGUCAAGGCGCUGUUCCCCGCCGAGCUCUCGCCGGUCUCCGACCUCCGCCUGACCAUGGAGCAGCUGGGACGCGGCUCGGCCGGUCAGCACGAAGACGCUGAACAAGAUCCGGGAAACAAGAACACCAGCGGUCUGCAAAGAACGGUGUCGUCGGAGUCAACAGACUCAGGUUGUGCUUUGGAUUCACCCAGUCCUCUGACCUCCAACGACAUCAUGGAGGAGACGUUUGAGAAAGCGAUUCUUGAAUCUAGCAGACUGAACAUUCGACUGCCUCUCAGAAGAAUACAUUCACUGCCACAGAGGCUCCUGGGAUCCAGUCCUGCUCUGAAGAGAAACCACUCAGAUUCUCUGGAUUGUGAUGCUUUUCAACUCUUAGAGCAAAAUGAAAACAAGGAGAAUGAAUCAUUUGAGUUUAAGAAGCCAACCAAACCAGCUUCUCGUAGUUCUGUGCACGUCCGUUCGCAUGAUGGAAAAGGUGUUCCUGGACAAAGGCAGAAUUCCUGCUCAGCUCAGGGAUUUCCAUCUAACGAAAUACCCACGGGUGAGCUGGAAAACCACAGGUCAGCUUUCCAGCAGCAGUCUUCUCUAACUUCCUCUGAAAGCGAAGAUGAUGAUGGAUUCCUAGAGCUCCUAGAUGAGCAAGAUUUGAAGAACGAUGAGGAGAUGCCAUCUGACGUGGCAAGCCUCUGGACUGCACCGCUAGUCAUGAAGAAAACGGACAAUCGGGCCAAACGAUGCCGGUUGUUUGGCUCUUCAUCUCUGCCCAGUGGUGUAGGCAGAACUACCCAGAAAAGGAUAGAGAGAUCGCAGGAAGAGAAUUCUCCAGGGAAAAGCAAGAAGAGGAAAAGCCUGCCCGGAACACCAUCCGAAGACGCAACGAAUUUGAAGAUAGUAAAGACACAAUCCUCUGCAGCAGAGAUUGAAAGCAUUUUGGACAGUGAUCAGAGAGACCUUAUUGGUGACUUCUCAAAGGGUUAUUUGUUCCACACUGUUGAUGGGAAGCAUCAAGAUUUAAAAUACAUUGACUCGGAAAUGAUUGUGUCUGUGCUGACUGGAAAAUUUGCAAGCUUCAUCAAGGAAUGUGUGAUAAUUGACUGUAGAUACCCAUAUGAGUAUGAAGGAGGACACAUUAAGGGUGCCGUAAACCUACAUAUGGAAGAGGAUGUGGAAGACUUCUUGCUGAAGAAGCCAAUCCUGCCGUCGGAGAACAAACGGGUGAUCAUAGUGUUCCACUGCGAGUUCUCUUCAGAGCGGGGCCCACGGAUGUGCCGGUUUGUGAGAGAGCGGGACAGGCUGGGUAACGAAUACCCCAACCUCCACUACCCAGAGCUGUAUGUCCUGAAGGGGGGCUACAGGGAUUUCUUCCUAAGGUGCCGUAGCUUCUGCGAGCCCCAGAGCUACCGCCCCAUGCACCACGAGGACUUCAAAGAAGACUUGAAAAGAUUUCGCACCAAAAGCCGAACCUGGGCUGGAGAGAGGAGCAAAAGGGAACUGUACAGCCGCUUGAAGAAGCUCUGAGGGCCGAAGGGAUGAGCAAAGACUGCGCGCUGCGGGGUCGGGGGGAGCUGUAGCGGGAGGGAAGCUUGCCUGCUCCUUGCUGGUGGUUACAGGGUGCCAGCCCUCUCCUCAUCUGUCCUAAUGGUAACGCUGCGGCCGCAGGCUUGAACCGAGCAACCCAGGUACCGGCUGGAAGCCGACUGCUGAAUAUUCUUGUUAUGCUGCCUCAAGGAAACGGCUUCUCACGCUCUGUGACCUCCACAAACUGUCCAACAGCCUGCCCCAGGAGGCUGGGAGGAGGCUGUCCUCUGCGGCGUACGUGGGGCUUGGCCUGGCAUGUGGUGUGAGGGGAGAGGAUAUUUUAGUGCCUGUUAGUUUUUUAAAUGCCUUAUUUUAUUUAAAUACAGUCAAAUGAAGCUAAGACCGCUGCAGUUGAAUCAUCUGGAUUGUACUCAAACUUUUUCUGCUGAAGGGCAGCCUGCUGUUGGGGGUGCGGGUGGAGGUUUAAUUCUUUUUCUCAGCUGCAGCUUGGGUUGUGUUCUGGUAGCGUAACGCAUGGUGGUGCAGCACGAUGGGAAACGCUCCCUUACAGCCAGGGCUUCCACGUCGCUGAGCUCCCGUGUUACGCUGAGGGAAGCCUCCUGAAGAAAUACCUAUGGGGAAAUUGCUUUUUUUACUUAGAUAUCAUGUUCACCUCAUUUACUUAAUCUCAAUUGCUUUAUUUUGUAUUAACUUGAAUUUAGCUGCUGCUUUAGUUCUAAAGAAAUCGGUGUCUCAAAGUCGUCAAUCUCUGGGAACUGAAGUUAAUUCAGGAAUGGACUGCCGUGGGUGAUCCCAGGGACACCAGGUGGCAAAGCUGUCACCGGUGUUCUCAACAGCAGCGUUUGCUGCUGCUGCUCCCUCCCAGGCUGUGUGUUAGUCUCAUGAAAUGUGUCCAGAAGAGAGCCUGGCUGGGAGGGACCAGGCUCAUGCCAUCAGCGCGCCUCCGUGAGGCUGCUCUGAAGCUGCUCCUGCUGCCGUGGGUUUGGCUUCAGCCAGCUCUCCAGCAUCCAAGCCUCUCCUGGCAGGAGAGGCAGGAAACGCAAUUAAUUGCGGAAGGAAGAAGAAUUCCUCGGGUAGUUUUGUACCCUAGGGCUGAGCCGUACGAACUGCCCACCUAAAGCAGGGCUUGCAGUUCCGUGGCAUAGCAGGGACCUAAAACCUGAAGUGCCUAAAACAGCUUUGCUGCCCCUUCUUGUGCCACACCCACAGAACCUGGCGGCGGCUCAGUGACUUGAGGCUGAGGCCAGCCGCUUGCCCCAGCAGCGCCGUGCUCGCUGUAGCUCAUCUUCCUGACGGCCGAGCACCCUGGUGAAACUCGCGCAGGCUGGGAGCAGCCACAAGUCCUGGAACCUGCUGUUACUUCAGCAGAAAUCCACAUUUUCCAUGGCUUGGCUCGCUCUGCGUGAGCCAGUCUUGCCUGCUGUUACAUCUGUGUCAAAGAAUUGACUUGAAACAGAGGUGUCUUGUGCGGGCUUUUAACUUGACUUUUUAAAAUUGUUUCUUAAAACCUGCCGUUAAUCCUCCUGAGAACAGAAAGGGUGGGCUUUGAACUCUGACUUUCUCAUUUAAAAAAAUAAUUGAGCUCUGUUUCAGCAAAAAUUAUUACCUUGAGGGGGGAGAUGAAAUGACACGUCAGAAAUCAUGACGGCCCCGGUGCUCUUUGCGUGUGUCCCAUGUCUUAUGAGGUUUUGAACUUCAGAGGAAGCCAGUGAGGCCUGGGGGGGCUGCACUGCCAUGGGGGUUGCCUGUUGUGGGGCACAGGCAGCACCCUGACCAACCCAAACUGCUUUUAAGUGGUAAAGAAUCAGUUUUAGCAAUACAACUGCCACAUGGGCUGUUUGAGUGCAACUUUGUAAACAAGCACGUAGUCACUCUGUGAAAGUUUAACUUGCCACAUUCAAAAAAAAAAAAAAAAGAACCAAAAAUGGGUGGAGGGGAAUAGAUGUGAGUGGUGAUGCUCUUUUGAGAUUACUUAUUUGCAGUUUCUGGAGUAGCGCAUUGUAGCGAUCUGUGGCUUUAGUUGUGCUCUGUGCAAAUGCCCCUGCCUUGCUCGGUAUCCCGAGCUCCCUGAUAUUCAGGAAGCAAACUGCUGUGGGUGUUACUGCCAGAGCAGAGCAGCAUCAGAGCACGGAGCUGCAGCGCGUGCUUUGAUCAGGAAUGCCUCUGGCCCUGCUGAGGUGGGCACGCGGCCCCUCGCCUUACCCCCAGCCCUGUUCCUGUGUGUACUGUGGUGAGCCCUGUGGGUGUGCAGGAGAAAGCUGCGCCGUGUAUGUUUCCAACCAGGAUCUGUACUAUAUCAGCCUGCGACUGCAAUAAUAGACUGCUGCAGGCAAAGAGAAUAAAGUACUUGAACUCCA